Malaya genurostris is the source of this 4108-nucleotide messenger RNA. Its product is annotated as cell division cycle and apoptosis regulator protein 1-like. NCBI's taxonomy places the organism in Eukaryota, Metazoa, Arthropoda, Insecta, Diptera, Culicidae. The transcript is spliced from 9 exons. The coding region runs from base 226 to 3957 and encodes 1243 amino acids. The record is from RefSeq and is a predicted model, not a curated record. Gene Ontology annotation, biological process: regulation of DNA-templated transcription. Gene Ontology annotation, cellular component: nucleus.
CACUGGUUUUGGUAUAACGUUCAUUCGUUUACUAGUACAGUUUAGCUUGUCAAAGUUAAAAAGAUAAUCGAAUUUUGAAUUUUGGCCUGAUAAGUGAGAUUUUUUUCUAUUUCUGAACGUAUUUUGAGGGAUAGUAGAGCGUAGUGUUACCAUUAGGUAACUGAUACUUUAGUUCUUUAGGACUCGAAUUGAGCUAAGAAAUUUCCCGAUCGAAGAAAAUCCAAGAUGGCCUUCAAUCAGAAAAAUCCACCAUGGCAGCGAAACACCGGUCAAAAUAUUGCUGGAAUGCAAGCGCUUGUCAGUUUUUCACAAACUCAACCAGUUUUCAAUCAAAAUCUAGGACUUCAGCAGUCACAAAACCUAUCCCUGCUUCCUCAAAUGGGUUUGCAGCAACAGCAAAUUUAUUCGCAACCAGUUCAAUAUCCUACAUCUCGUACAAUCAACGCAAUUGCGUUCCAAAAUCAGCAACAGCCACCUUCCUCACAACCUGGUCAGAAUACAUCAAAAUUUAGUCCUAAUCAACGUGUUUUUAGUGGAACCGGUCAUGUCACUAAAGUUCAGAAUGACUUUGGAUUUAUCGACGAGGAGGUAUUUUUCCAUAAAAAUGUUUGCAAGGGAACAUUUCCAAAAUCAGGUGACCGGGUCUUAGUUGAGGCAGCAUACAAUCAAAAUAUGCCUUUCAAAUGGAAUGCAACACGUGUUCAAGUACUGCAAUCCGCAUCAUCUAAUACUGCAAACAGUAGCAGUAAUUCGUCGAGGCAUGUUUCAAGUUAUGGGUCUGGACAAAACACAAAUAACGAUCGUUCAGGACGAAGCCGAUACUCACCAUGUCGAAAAUCACCAGAUCGACAUGGACACCGCUCGAAUCAUGAUUCUCGUCAACGAGAUACUGAUGAUGACGAUCGACGUCGACGCCGAGACGAUAGAGAUAAUGACCGUUAUCGUGAGAAGCAACGUGAUCGUACACCCGAACGGGAACGCAAAGAACGUGAUAGAAGCCCUGUUCGUAAAAUGACGCCGAAACGUAGGAAGAUUCGUCUAACUCCGCGAUAUAUGGUGCAAAUGCCCAAACAGCUAUUAACUCUAAAAGAGGCAGAUAUACUGGAGCUACGUCGUCGCUACCACGCCCUCUAUAUUCCAUCAGAUUUUUUCUUGUCGCAAAUUCGUUGGAUUGAUGCAUUCCCUCCAAACGAACCAUUCACUAUACGAAAACCGUGUGCGUUUCACGUAAUGCACAAAGACGUCGAACCAUUAUAUCCGAAUGACACGAACUUAGAGCCAGUUGAUGCCGAUUAUUUGUACAGUGCUAAAGUGAUGUUGAUGAGCACACCACCUAUGUCUGAAUUUUAUCAAAAAUGUUUUGCAACAGGCGAGGAGCGUUCUGAAGAUGAGCGUGAUUUUGUUCACCCCACGAGACUAAUCAAUUUCCUAGUGGGUAUUCGCGGGAAAAACGAAACAAUGGCCAUCGGAGGACCGUGGUCCCCGUCGUUGGAUGGAGAAAAUCCUAACUCAGACCCGAACACACUCAUCAAGACAGCAAUUCGUACAUGUAAAGGUUUAACAGGGAUUGACCUUUCUAGUUGCUCUCGCUGGUACCGUUUCGUGGAGCUCUAUUAUCGUCGUUCUGAAACCUACCACAAGGGUCGUUUGAUUCCAGCACGUAUUGAAACUGUGAUUAUUUUUCUACCCGAUGUACGCUCCUGUCUACCAACACUUUCGGAAUGGAAUGAGCUGCACCUUAGUUACAAAUCACAUUUGGAGCGUAUUAUUAAUAGUCAGUGUUCCGAUAACGCAGAUCCAGGAGAUAUUGCAGCACUUCAAAAAAAAUCAUCAGAAGCCGAGGAACAUUCUUCACUUGCCGACGAGAUGCCAUCAUCGAUAGCUGCUUCUAAUUUACCUUCCGACAGUACAGUUGCUACCGCUUCCAGUAUCCAGAAAUCUAGAAGUACCAGCCCAAGAAACGACAAGGAGAAAGAUACAACAGUUGCAGAUAAUGAAAAGGAAGAGUCUGAUGGAGCUAAUUUUUGUGCUGGACAAUCAACUGAUGCCAUUACCCUGGAUGUUAAGAAAAUGAAAGUAGCUGAUCUAAAAGCCGAGCUCGAAGCUAGAAAUCUUUCCACUGAAGGAAUCAAAAACACAUUAGUUGCUAGGCUGACCAAAGCGUUAAACAAUGAGCAAGAGAUCGGCGAAAAUGUUUGUUCAGAUAUAGAAAAACCGUCGAGUCAUGAUGCUAAUGUGACAAAUAAAUUGAGCUGCACCGCAGAAUUCGAUAAGAUAACAGAAAAAAAUGAAGAAGAAGAAUUCGAAACGAUGGAAAAUGUUGAUAUGUCCGAAGUAACUGUAAUUGAUGAAUAUGAUUCUACUAAAUCGGAUGAAAAAUCGAACGAUGAAGGGACUAUUAAAAAAAAUGACCCGGCUUCAUUAAGCGAAAAAGAACGCCAAUUGUUAGAGAAGAGAUACUCUAUUCCAAAACAACCACAUCUCAUUGUACAUCCUUCUCGUACGGCAAAAUCUGGCAAAUUUGAUUGUGCAGUAAUGUCAUUAUCGGUAUUAUUGGACUACCGCUCAGAAGAUUCCAAAGAACAUUCGUUUGAGGUAUCUUUAUUUGCCGAGUUGUUUAAUGAAAUGCUGACACGUGAUUUUGGAUUUAAUAUAUACAAAGCACUUUACAUGAUUCCAGCUAAGAAAGAGGAAGAUUCAAAAAAAGAGAUCGUUAUAGAAGACAACAUAGAUAAAAAACUAAACGGUGACGACGUUGAAGAUCAAGAACAAGAAACCGUGGAAAAUGCAAAAUGUAAAGAUGAAAAAGACGAAAAGGAAAAGGAACGCUUAAGAGAUCGCGAUUUACGCAAGCGUUCUCGGUUUGACGAUACAUCUGAUGAAGAUCGUCGCCGAAAAGAGAAAGACAAAACUUACUACACAGUUGAUCGCGAACUGCUUUUAUCGUUCAUUUAUUUCGAUGUGAGUCAUUGUGGCUACAUAUUCGAGAAAGACAUAGAAGAUUUGUUCUUCACUCUUGGAUUAAAUCUUUCUCGAUCCCAAGUCCGUAGAAUGGUGACUAAGGCACUUAACAGAGACAUGCUUCACUAUCGGAAACUAACAGACAAAGUCAAAGAAACACAAGCAAUUGAAGAUGUAAAUGAAGAGGUCAAAGAUGGUUGCAGUAAUGACAAGCCGUCUGAUGAACUUGUAACUACUUUACAGGAUGAAUUGCCUGAAGAGGAGUUGAAAAAUCUUGCUAUUGGAAAUAAUAAUUAUUUGAAACAAAUCGAAGAUAACCUUACGACGGUUUUGAAAAUUGACCGAAUGGAUGAGCCGCCUUCUAAAAAACUUAAGGCCGAACUUGUACAACAUGAGAACAGUACCCCUAUGACUAGCUGUGGUUUAGUUGUACACAAUGGUGCAUUGUUAGACGUUCCAAAACUAUUAGAACAAAUAAGACGCUCCGAUAAAGCUCGCGAGGAUACGGAAGUUUUACUUGCAGAUUUUCGACGUCUUAACGCGGAUUUACAAAAAAGUAAUACUAGAUCCAAUGACAAAAUUAAAGAUCAAUCAUCGGAUAUCAAAAACUUAACAAGGAAAUUAAUCGACGCCGAACAACAUCUUCGUGACAUUACGAAAAAAUCAAAUGAAUACUUCUCAACCCUAUCGAAUGUGUAUGAUCGUGUAAGCAUGGUUAUGCAUCGCUCGGAAAGUAAACGCUCUUCAUCUAUUACUUCGUUAAAACGAGGAAGUUCAAAAGAUCGUUCAAAUCGCAAAGACAGAAAAUCCAAGGAAAAGGAAUUGGUUGAAAAAUCAAAAGUGGAUGAAAAGACACAACAGGACACAUCGGAAGCAAAUACAGUUGCAGCUACAAGUGAUUCGAAGGAUAGCUUAAAUAGCAAGCAAUCUGACACUAUCAAUUCACACGAUAAGCAAGAAACAUCUGCCACUGAAAUCACAAUUGAAGAUGAAUAAACAUAUGUAACAAGAAAAUAAUUCAUUUAAAGUCAUAAAAUGCAUUAUCCCACAGUAUCCUACUGAAUAUGUCAAUAAUUUUACAUUUAAACGUUUUGAAUAAAACGACUAUGUUUUCGAAUUUGCAAUAAACCACAGUUUGCUUCCGGAA